Messenger RNA from Dermacentor andersoni, 1014 nucleotides. RefSeq names its product trypsin iota-like. NCBI's taxonomy places the organism in Eukaryota, Metazoa, Arthropoda, Arachnida, Ixodida, Ixodidae. The record is from RefSeq and is a predicted model, not a curated record. Gene Ontology annotation, biological process: proteolysis. Gene Ontology annotation, molecular function: serine-type endopeptidase activity.
CGCUCCUCGCUGCAAAUAACAAGGCAAUUCUUAAGUUUAGUUUUGCAGGUAUCCGUACGUCCAGCUGAAAUGAAUUUUCUAUCGUGUACCGUUCUUGUACUGGUCUCUGACUUUUUGAUCGCGGUAACUUGUGUAAAAACUAAGCAAUAUGCUCGCAUGAACAUGACCCUCAAUGAAGCAGGCUGCGGCGAGGCUAUGGCCUCCAGAUUUGUCGACGAUGUCGCCAUGGAGAACGUGGUUGUCGCCCAAAACCCGUGGGUGGUUCUUCUUGCCAUACGGAUCCGGGACAACAUGGACACGUGUUCUGGUACCAUUGUGACCCCUAUGCACGUCGUCACCAAUGCACAGUGCUUAGUCAGGGAGCGUGCUGGGCCAAGGUCGGUCACAGUGUUCUACGCUAGCUCUGAGAAAUUCCAUGGCUACCGUGUCAGAGGAAGCAGCUAUCUCAUCCAUCCUGCUUUUUCCGAGGCGACACUCAAUCAUGAUAUUGCCUUGCUCAGGGUGGACAGCCCCUUCAUACAAAGCAUGUAUGCAAGGCCAGUCUGCAUUCCCGUGGAGCGAUUCGACACGGAGGGCCUCUUCGUUAUCGUCACUGGCUGGGGUCAAGAAGACAACACGACACGUCCACAACACACCAUGUACAACACCGUGGUGAAGGUGUCUCCAGCCGCUGAGUGCCAAAACUUGUACAAGCGGUUCGGUUUCAACGAGCACGUCAUGCUGUGCGCCAAGAGAGCCGACAAGAACUACUGCGAGAGUGACACUGGUGGAGCAGCAGUGGCGGCGGCGGUGAGCGGCCGCUUCUACCUGGUCGGCCUGCUGUCUUACUCCACAUCAUGCGCCAACCUGGGAGGCCGCGUCUACCCGAGCAUCUACACCCGCGUGGACGUUUUCUCAUCGUGGAUCGGCGGGUCACUGAAUUCUGUCGAAAACUACAAGGCACUUCGCGAAUGAGCGCAUCGAUGAAGUAUAGCCACGCCAUGUGUGGUGCUGUGACUAGAAUAAAUCUUUAAA